AUGGGCGUCAUCGUCGCCGAGAUUUUUGCCCAAGAAGUCCUACAACACAUCGUAAAAACUAAUUACCGAAUAAAUACCGUUUCCGACCGUUGGCUGGGUCGGUCCGCCCUCGACUCCGCGUUCGCCCGCGCCGCAUCCGCCUUCAGGCAACCUGGCACAUCGAUCUUUCACCAAACCGCCGCCGCGCAUGCCCCUGCCGCUCUCCAUGGCGCCGCCGGAGCCGGAGAUGUUCGACGUCGUCAUCUUCGGGGCCUCGGGCUUCACCGGCAAGUACGCUAUUCGCGAGGCCCCCAUGUUCCUCAACGCCUCAUCCUGUCAUCCUCCUCCCCGUUCCGCUCUCUCGCCGCCUCGCGGUCACUGGCUGCAGUCGUGACCGCGUCGCAACCGCGCGGGCCCCGCCGCCCGAGGAGGCGAGGACGUGCCCAUCCUCAUCGCCGACACCUCCGACCCGGCCUCCUUUCGGCGCUCGCCACCUGCGCUCGCGUCGUUCUCUCCUGCGCGGGGCUCUUCCGCCUCCACGGCCACGCCGUGGCGGCAGCCUGCGCGGCCGUGGGCGCCGACUGCCUCGACAUCUCCGAGGAGCCCGAGUUCAUGGAGCGCGUUGAGGCCGAGCUCCACGAGCCCACCGCCAGGAGCGGUUCGCUUAUCGUCUCCGCCUGCGGGUUCGGCUUCGUCCCCGCCGAGUUCGGCUUCCUGUUUCACUCCAGGCAGUGGGAAGUGGGAACCCCCCUUCCCGCCGGCUACCGUGGAGGCGUACGUGAGCCUGCUGGUGAUGUUUGGUUUGAUGAAUCAUAUUCAUAUUAGAAAUUUGGUGGAUGAGCUCAUUCAUAUUAGUACUAACUAAAUAUGAGAAAUGAGGUGGUGAUGGAUCAACUUAUUACAAUCCAAAAACCAAAUGAAAAAAAGUGAGAAGUGAGAACUAGCUCGUUCAUCAAAAAACACCCUAUAAAAGAAUUGUCGUUGACAUCAGCACCUACGAAUCAGCCACGCUCGAAGUGGUCAACGCUGGCCAGCUGCAGGUGUUGCGCCGGUCUAGGCUCAGGCGACCCUGGCCCAAUGGUUCAGUUUGGUGUGGUGUGCUGAUGAUUGUUCCUGCUGUUGAUGUUUGGAUGAAUUGCUCAAGUGGCUGACAGCCGAGAUGUGGAUAUGGCAAAUGCUGAUCAUCAUGGCAGAUAGAGACAGAUACCUCUUCUUUUUCGAGGACUUUAAUUUUUGGCAUUUUCCUUUUAAAUGCACACCCAUCAUUAUCUGGAAUAAAUUCCUGCAUUAGGAGCCAGUAUAAGGUUCUGAACACACCUGAUUGCUUUCAAUGCCAUGCCACAGUGAAUUAAAUGUUCUCAAAAUUUUAUCAAGCAAAUACCAUUGUGUCGUUUCUACUAUGUUCAUCUUUUAGGAAUAAUCAUACAAUACUGGUACCUUACAAGCUCAUCACAAUCUAAAUUGAUAGAACAAACUGCUGAAACUAUCUCUGCAUAAAAAAGAAGUUUUUGACCUGCACAUCAUCUCUUUGCUGUUGAUGCAAGAUAUUGACAGGAAGACUUUAGAAAUUUUAUUUCAGGUAAAGAAGAUCUAGGAAGGAAGCAAAUCUUAUGGCUUCUAAGCCAACUGUAGUUGAUUGCAUUUUCUUCACAUAUCAUUGAUAAAAGCAUGUAGCCUUGACUGAUAGAAUGGAAAGGAGGUGAGCCCCUGUGUGCCCAUCACAAGAUGCCAGCUAUCUGAUCAACUAGGUGAACGGUGGUCACACAUAGCCAGAUUUUAGGAGCACCAUGUCCAGCUGGUAGUGGGGCACAACAGUGAGGAGCAUGACACACAUAUGCCCACACCAAGCAAACUUGCUACAUUAGUCCCGGCAGAUGCAUUCACCAUUGGAACAUAUUCUGUUGUCACGUUGCCUUUUCAAGGAGUUCUUUUAUUCUGCAAUAUAUUUGCAAAUUGAUUUAGUUGUCGUGUGUACCCACAUUACCCUGCAGUUUCUGCCUUUUUAUUCUGCAUUCACCAUUGCUGUCCUACCCCCACCCCACCCCCAGCGGAACUUUUGUGUUCCUACUUUAUGCCGUUCUUGUAAAUUGUAAACAUUUCUAAAGCCUUUCUAUAUUGAUACAGGCUGGGCAGAAAUCCUGGCGGCAGUGUGGGGAGAAAAGAUGUGCAAGUGGAGUGGAGAGGUCCAACAAGGUAGAAUGGACUAAGGGAGGAAUUCUUCUCUUGGAGUGGGGGUUAAAGUGGCUUAUCUUAACAUGCAUCCGAUCCUCUCUCUCUGGGGUUUGUGAUAACAAGAUUCAAAGGAUGAUGCCUCGUCAAUAGGGUUCCUGUUUUUCUCCUUAUCAUCCAUGAAACCUUGCCCCCACCCACCCACCCAAAAAAAAAAAAUGGAAGGCUCUCUUGUGGGGUUGCUAAAUAAUUUGGUUUGGUGUUCUGGUCUGUUUUCGGCUAGACACAUUGAUGUCAUAAUCGAAACGCACAUGAAGGCUGGCAGCAGCUUGUGAUCUGAAUCCAAGUCCAUUGUUCACUUUGUGGCCCCGGAAGAGCCAGAAUGAAAACUUGACUGUGCAUGCACAUACAUGUAGCGGGUAAAACCUCCCUUGUCGUGACCUGUGUGAGUUUUGCCAUAUGACUUGCAAACAGUAAAAUGAUUGUGCAUAUGCUGGACCAUGAUUCAUAUAUAUGGCAAGAGGAUGAAAAAUCAUUCGCUUGCAGAAAUGGACCAA
Molecule: messenger RNA, 2705 nt
Organism: Zea mays
Lineage: Eukaryota; Viridiplantae; Streptophyta; Magnoliopsida; Poales; Poaceae
Exons: 3
Coding region: 1-804 (267 amino acids)
Biological process (GO): glycolipid biosynthetic process
Cellular component (GO): mitochondrion; plasma membrane; lipid droplet
Source: RefSeq, a predicted model, not a curated record